AUGAUCACUCAACUCGGCCUUUGGCUCUUCGUUACUUUUGGUCUUCAACUUGUCGAAUUAACGAUGAUUAGCUUUAUGAUGAAUCUAGUCUCGGAUUUGUCAACUCUAAGCGAAGCCUACAUUGGGCUAGCAAUCAAUAAACAAAUGCGUGGGAAAUUGAUUGAGAUUUUUCACAAAAUCAUCGACAUCAAAUCGAUAUCGCAACGCGUUGACAUUACUUCA
Molecule: messenger RNA, 222 nt
Organism: Mesorhabditis belari
Lineage: Eukaryota; Metazoa; Nematoda; Chromadorea; Rhabditida; Rhabditidae
Source: the annotation of a GenBank genome assembly